AUGUGUUUGCCAGGCGCCUCAGCAUCGACCGGCGCCCGAGCUGCGACGACCACAACUACUGUAACUACCACCUCAACUGCCGUCUCUACUUCCACUGCGACCACGACAAUCACCGCAACUGUCACUAACGCUCAAACCUCGAUCACCACAGCCACAGAAAUGAACACCGCCAUGAUCACUCAGACUGCCACGGAAACCAGCACCGAAACCACUACCCAUACUGAAACCAGCACCGAAACAGCUACCCAUACUGAAACCAGCACCGAAACAACUACCCACACUGCUACGCAAAUGAACACCGCUAAUGUCACCCCGACCAUCACGAAAACCGCCACUGAAACAGUCACGCAGACUGCUACGCAAAUGAACACCGCUAAUGUCCCCCCGACCGUCACGAAAACCGCCACUGAAACAGUCACGCAGACUGCUACGCAAAUGAACCCCGCUAAUGUCCCCCCGACCGUCACGAAAACCGCCACUGAAACAGUCACGCAGACUGCUACUACCACUGUCGAGACAUCUGUGCCAAUCACGGCUGCUGCCGCGUCGAUCAUGUCAACUCAUACCGUAUACACUGCAACCAUGACAAAUCACAUCCCGUUCACCACUACGAAGACUAUUGCCAUCAAGACAACGGUUACACAAUGUCCUUCUUCUUCUUCUUCUUCUUCUCCUUAG
Molecule: messenger RNA, 678 nt
Organism: Aspergillus homomorphus CBS 101889
Lineage: Eukaryota; Fungi; Ascomycota; Eurotiomycetes; Eurotiales; Aspergillaceae
Exons: 1
Coding region: 1-678 (225 amino acids)
Source: RefSeq, a predicted model, not a curated record